AUGGUUGUUCUGCCUUCAUGCCACAAGAAAUGGGACAUCAAUUGUACUAAAAUCCUACAGGGAAACAAGGAGGAGAUCCGACGUUCGGUCAGACUGCUUAAUGUUUGGCGCCUCGAUCCCAAGCGACCGACAGAUCCGUUCAUGCCAUCGGAUAACGAGGUACGGACAUGGACGCAUGACUGUGAUGUAUUCAAGAGAGCUAGACACUACCGGAGACAACCCACGUCUGUGGAAGAAGCUGACUUUCCCAUGGCUUAUAUCAUCGUAGUCCAUCGCGGUUCCGCCCAAGUGGAACGACUAUUGAAGGCGAUCUAUCAACCCCAAAAUAUUUACUGCAUACACCCAGAUCGGAAAGCACCGGGCGAUUUUAAAAGCGCCAUCAAGGGGCUCGCGGAUUGUUUCGAAAACGUGUUCGUUGCUUCGAGGACAGAGAGUGUAAUUUACGCGGGAUACACGAGGCUAUUGGCAGAUGUGAACUGUAUGAGAGACCUGAUUGGACAAAGGGCUUCUGGUUAUGCCUGGAAGUACGUCAUCAAUUUAUGUGGUCAAGACUUCCCCUUGAAAUCCAACCUGGAGAUUGUGAAAAAGUUGAAAUCGUACAACGGACAUAAUGAUAUCUCGGGAAGUGAGCCAUCGGGCGGGAAGCGGCUCCACACGACAUACCGUUAUGUUGAUAAACCAGGAGGACCCCAUAGGACCGAGGAGCGUAAACCCUCUGCUCCUCACAACAUACACCUGAGAACGGGUAUAGCUUAUUACAUUGCCACGCGGGCUUUCGUGCACUACGUCCUGACAAAUCAAACUGCCAUAGAUUUUUUGGAGUGGACCAACGGUACGUACAGUCCGGACGAGACCUACUGGGCGUCACUUCAGCAGGUAGCCGGAACUCCAGGUGGACGGUACCAGCCACCGGGCGGCUCGGUCAUCCGUUUCAUUCGCUGGUACGGUAAAUCGCCUUAUCCAAGGUGUCGCGGGAAAAUGAUCAGAAUGGUGUGUGUCUUCAGCAUGGGAUAUACGCAGCAUCUAACAAAAGUGAAACAUCUUUUUGCGAAUAAAUUUGACUAUGCGUUCGAUCCAAUCGCGCUGCAGUGCAUAGAGGAGGCUUUCGAGUUUCGAACUCUGCAUCCGGGUGCACCAAACUAA
Messenger RNA from Asterias rubens (European starfish), 1143 nucleotides. Its product is annotated as beta-1,3-galactosyl-O-glycosyl-glycoprotein beta-1,6-N-acetylglucosaminyltransferase-like. The transcript has a single exon. Gene Ontology annotation, molecular function: acetylglucosaminyltransferase activity. The record is from RefSeq and is a predicted model, not a curated record. The coding region runs from base 1 to 1143 and encodes 380 amino acids. Gene Ontology annotation, cellular component: membrane. NCBI's taxonomy places the organism in Eukaryota, Metazoa, Echinodermata, Asteroidea, Forcipulatida, Asteriidae.